Molecule: messenger RNA, 2090 nt
Organism: Eriocheir sinensis (Chinese mitten crab)
Lineage: Eukaryota; Metazoa; Arthropoda; Malacostraca; Decapoda; Varunidae
Product: protein SERAC1-like
Exons: 15
Coding region: 292-1992 (566 amino acids)
Source: RefSeq, a predicted model, not a curated record
AAUGUGAACCCGAGCAAAAAGCGGCUUCUUAUCAGACCAAGGGACCAGACCGAGAGUCCGAGACCAAGACCAGCUGAUCACCCGGGGCCAUCACUCAGCCGGGCACCAAAUCUUCCCUAUUUCCCGCGUUUCCAGGCCGAGGAAGUGCAAUAGAGAGUGUGGCCUGAUGAAAGAAGGUCUGAAGGUGACGUGAUGGAGCGGAUCAGCACGUGACGACGCCCAGGGCCGUAGUGAUGGAGAUUCAAGCGACUGAGACCUCACCCUCUUCUCAGCUGCUGCAGGAAGCUUAAAAUGUUGUCCCGAGUGGGUAGCAAGCUUGGUACUGGUGCUGCUCUCUUGAUAGGAGGUGCUGUGGGUCACCUGCUGAAGAAACACCAUGAGAGUGCCCAGCAGAAAUCAGAGUCUUCCGAUGAGCUGAACAACAAGAAAGCUGUCUUAACAUAUCAAAAUGAGAUCAACAGGACUCUCCACAAGAUACAUUUGGGGCUCAAAGAGUUCUCCCCAAGUUGUGGCACAAAACAUAGCAUUGCAGCAUUCUACACAAAGAUUGCAAAGCUACAAUGUCAACAGUACCUAGCGCACCAGAAAGAGGAGGUUGGUGGUGGCCUGAAAGUGUGGCUGUCAGAGUGGGAGGGUGAAGCUGAAUGGGUAGACACAGUAGAUUUCUGGCCCCCUCCACCCCCUCGGUCUGCCUCCACACCAUCCCUCUCGGCUGCCCUGCGUUCCAGCGUGAAGGCCCUCUGGUACAUUAGCUGCUGCGAGGACUUCUGUAAAGAGAACUAUGUUUUCAGCCAUGACGUGAUGAAGAGUCUGAAGGUUGUGAUAGAGAGAGGUGACGCCAAGGCAGCUCCCAUGGCCCUCAAGGUGGUGGCCAACGUGGCAGUCCAUCAGGAGAAGCACCAGCUGAUCCAUGACACAGGACUGGUUGAUGUUCUCGCAUCUUCUGCCGACCACCAUCACCCGUUUGUCUUCCUCCCGGCCUGGCGAGCGCUGCACAACUUGAAGGCGAGGAGAAGCAAUGCCUCAAAAUGCACGGAGGUCUACAUGGAGGGGGUCUAUCCUUUUGCACUGCCUGAUGACGCUGAGCCCAGACCCCUGCUGGACAUAGUGUUGGUGCAUGGCAUUGAGGGGGGCGUGCCCUGGACCUGGAGGCAGCAGGACAAGGAUGCACACCGGCCACGCCUCCCCCACAGUCUGCGCAGGAAGCUUCACACACUCACAGAAGAUGUGCUCGAUCAGUACAUCACGUUCUGUUGGCCGCUGGACUGGCUCGUGCCUGCCUUGGGUCUGCCUGUGAGGGUCAUUGCACUUGACUUCAGGGCCAGCUGGUGGAGGUGGGGAUGUUCUUCACCUGAGGAGAGCAUUGGGAAGUCACUGGCAGGACACAGCCAGGAGCUCAUGGCAGGGCUGGAGGCGGCCGGGGUUGGGAGGCGGCCCAUAGUGUGGAUCACUCACUCCAUGGGCGGCCUCCUGGUGAAGCACAUGCUCAUGAAGAGCCAACAGAGGAAGGACCGUAAGGAAGAGGACGUAAGGAAAGCUGCCUUGGAUGAGCUGGAGUUGUGGCAGAGUAGUAAUGGAGGCUUGGCAGAGCAAACGGCAGCUGCAGUGUUCUUCAGCGUCCCCCACCACGGCUCACAACUGGCCACCACCACCACCUCCUGGCCCCUCAGCCACCUGCUGCAGCCCACCCGGGAGGUUCAGGAGAUGAGAGCAGACAAUCCACUGCUGAAAGUUAUCCAUGAGUCCUUCUUGAGUCUGGUGAAAGAGAAGCAAGUGGCCGUCCUGUCCUUGCUUGAGUCCCAGCCGACGCAGCACGUGGUGCCGGGGGGCUGGGAGCUGCACUUUGUCCUGCCACACCAAGCAGAUCCAGGAGUUGGGGAGUUCCAUGAGGUUGAGACAACUCACCGUGACAUUUGCAAACCUCUUGAUAGGAACAGUGACACCUUCCAGAAGCUGCUGCUCUUUUUGAAAACACACUUUCAUCUAAUGUAGUCAGUACAAAGAUAUAUUGUUGAUGUUUUCAAAGUGUAUAAUUUUGUUAAGUGAUGUAAAGAUUUGUUUGUUAUACCAAAUAUAUUUUUUACAAAACA